Molecule: messenger RNA, 2269 nt
Organism: Vicugna pacos (alpaca)
Lineage: Eukaryota; Metazoa; Chordata; Mammalia; Artiodactyla; Camelidae
Gene: TPM2
Product: tropomyosin 2
Source: RefSeq, a predicted model, not a curated record
GCAGCCGCGCCCCCCGACCCUGCAGUGCUUCUGCCCCUACAAGGUUUGGGCCGCGGUGGGGGAGGGUCCCAGCCCCCGGCUCCGCCCGGUCCCUCCCCGCCUUUUAGGCGCCCGCGCGGCUGGGACAUCCCAGUCCCGCUUGGUCCUCCUUGCCCGCCACUCGUGCGCCCAGUCCGCGCAGCCAGCCCAGUUCGCCCGGUCCGCACUGCCCGCCGGCCGGCCCGUCCCCCACCGCAACCAUGGACGCCAUCAAGAAGAAGAUGCAGAUGCUAAAGCUGGACAAGGAGAAUGCCAUCGACCGCGCUGAGCAGGCCGAGGCCGACAAGAAGCAAGCAGAGGACCGCUGCAAGCAGCUGGAGGAGGAGCAACAGGCCCUCCAGAAGAAACUAAAAGGGACGGAGGAUGAGGUGGAAAAGUAUUCUGAAUCAGUGAAGGAUGCCCAGGAGAAACUGGAGCAGGCUGAGAAGAAGGCCACCGACGCCGAGGCAGAUGUGGCCUCCCUGAACCGCCGCAUUCAGCUGGUAGAGGAGGAGCUGGACCGGGCGCAGGAGCGCCUGGCUACAGCCCUGCAAAAGCUGGAGGAGGCCGAGAAGGCAGCUGAUGAAAGCGAGAGAGGAAUGAAGGUCAUUGAAAACCGAGCCAUGAAGGAUGAGGAAAAGAUGGAGCUACAGGAGAUGCAGCUGAAGGAGGCCAAACACAUCGCUGAGGAUUCAGACCGCAAAUACGAGGAGGUGGCCAGGAAGCUGGUGAUCCUGGAAGGAGAGCUGGAGCGCUCAGAAGAGAGAGCUGAGGUGGCUGAGAGCCGAGCCAGGCAGCUGGAGGAGGAACUUCGAACCAUGGACCAGGCCCUCAAGUCCCUGAUGGCCUCAGAGGAGGAGUAUUCCACCAAAGAAGAUAAAUACGAAGAGGAGAUCAAAUUGCUGGAGGAGAAGCUAAAGGAGGCUGAGACCCGAGCAGAGUUUGCCGAAAGGUCGGUGGCAAAGUUGGAGAAAACCAUCGAUGACCUGGAAGACGAAGUCUAUGCACAGAAGAUGAAGUACAAGGCCAUCAGCGAGGAGCUGGACAACGCGCUCAAUGACAUCACCUCUCUCUGAGCCUCUCACCAGUGUGGCCCCCUCGGCCCUUUCUCUCCUCUCCUUUCCAUUCUCUCCAUGGGGAGAGGGGCAAGCAGGAGGAGCAAAACUUGCCAACAUUGCACAGCCAGACUGGGCGCAGUCUAGGAGAGCCCCCAUCACAUCUGCCGCCCACCCUGGCACCUGCUCCAUCCUUCUAUCCAUCCACUCACCCCUCCACCCGCCGGCCUCUCCCACUCUCUGCUGCUUAAUAAACUCAACUUGGUCUCCAUGCUGUUUUCCUGCCCUCCGGAGAUCACUUCCAUCACCCCUACAGCACUGGUUCACUACUGAGACCCUUACCUCCUUUGGACACCCCUAAUCUUGUGCCCCCUCCCCCACUGAGCUCACCCACAAAACACUGGCCCACACAGGAACCCUCGCUGCAUGGGCACUCCCAGUCUGACUCUCACUGCUGCAUGUGGGCACGUAUGACAGCAUUAGUCACCAAAGGCCCUCGGGUGCCUCCAAGACACACACCCUUCUGCAGACCCAGGCAUGUCAUUGCCCUCAGAGCGCUCAGCUGGGAUUCCAGGAUCUAAAGGAAUGACUGGAGGGGAAGUGGGAUGGUGAGGAGCACGGGAGGGGCACAAAGGUUGUGAAAGGUCUGGGAUGAAGUUUGGAAAAACACUGGAUGCCAGCAACCUGGGGCUUUCACUGCAGGUCCGUUUUCUGCCUCAAGUCUGUCUGUCUGUCUGUCUGUCUGGCCCUCUCUUUCCUCUUGUUUCCAACUCUUUUAAACCUUCUAAAGAAGGAGGGUAAAUUUGUUUAUGACUCAGGCCUUCCCAUCCCACCUCCAUGGCCCCAAAGCCUUGAGUGAGGCAUCCCCAUCUGUCUUGGUCAGUCCAUCCAUUUCCCCGGCCAGGGGGUCCUCAGAUCCCUGAAUGCUUGUGUCUUCCUGUGCCUCCAUCCCACUCCAUGUCUGUUGUUAUGUGCCCUGUCCAUGCCUCCCCAUGUUUCUCCCCUCGUGUCUCCCCUCCCCCUCCUCAUGUGUUGCUUCCCUCACAGAGACCUUGGCCAGUGCCAAGGAGGAGAACGUGGAGAUUCACCAGACCCUCGACCAGACCCUGCUGGAGCUCAACAACCUCUGAGGGCUGGCCCUGCCCCCAGCCAGGCUGUAGAUGCAGCCCUAACCAAUAAAACUGAUGUUACCAGCA